GAAGACGGGGUCUGGGGACAGCGACCGCACUCCGGACUCGUCUUCAGGUUGCACAGGGGAGGCCGCAGCGGAACCUUUCUCCUCCGCCCUGCUCUAGAUUCCACCCGGGCCCGGUUGGCGCCGUACGCAGUGGUGGAGACUUAGACAUGGGGACGGCGGGCGCCGGGCCUGGCGAGCCUUCUCACCUGGAGACUCCGGCGCCCACGGACGAUCGGCUUUUCCUGGUGAAAGGUGGAAUUUUCCUUGGUUCUGUUGCCGCAGCAGGAAUGUUGGCUGGAUUUGUUACCACACUAUCAUUGGCUAAAAAGAAAAGCCCUGAAUGGUUCAAUAAGGGAAGCAUGGCUACAGCUGCCUUACCAGAGAGCGGGUCUUCCCUUGCCUUGAGAGCUCUUGGCUGGGGCUCACUUUAUGCCUGGUGUGGGGUUGGUGUGAUCAGCUUCGCAGUCUGGAAAGCUUUAGGAGUUCACAGUAUGAAAGACUUUCGAAGUAAAAUGCAAUCGAUAUUUCCAACAAUUCCCAAGAACUCCACGUCAGCUGUUGAGUGGGAGGAAGCACUGAAAUCUAAAUAGAAGGACAUGGGUGAAUUCCAGUAUGAUUGCUGCAGGAAGGGUGGUUUUGGAAACACCACCACAGUUGAAAAGGGCCUGGGAGCAGUUUCCCCAUGGAUCACCAACAGAUUGUGAUGAAGCGCAGGACGCAGUGUCGAGGCUCCCCGGCAGGCGCUCUUUCUGUGUGCCUGAGUCUGUCGGGAGGGAAAUGUCUUCCCAAAGUUCAGAUGACUAUUUAACAAUAAUAAUCACUGGGAUGCCUUCCCAGGGAAGAUGUCUGUUUGGAACAAUAAACCAAGGGUUGUACCCGGGAAAAAAGAGUUUAUAAUAAAGUAUGACAAAGAAUCUUUAUAAGCAGACCUCUAACAGCAGUGAUACCUCAAUGUAUCUAAAUAAGUGGGUUUUAUGAGCCAUUCCUGUCCGUAUAUGCCUGAGACUCUGGAUGGUGGAUAUGAGGCAGUGUAAAGUGACAGGCUCAUAGGUGACUCCCACAUAGUGGGAGGCAGUCGUGUGGCUUGUGGUACUGAAAGUCGUCUUUGGUUUGCAGCUAGGACACAUUCCAGUUGCUCACCUGACGGCCUCACUGGAAGGCCCUGUGAACCAUUAUGGGUAGGACAAAAAGCCAACAGCAGAUUACGAUAAAUGACACAGCUGGGCUAAAAUAACAAUAAUGGGUGUAAGAUGUACUUUCUUGAAAAAUUAGUUCUGGGUCCUGAAUACUGACAAUCUAUAGUUUUGUCUCAAAGUAAACCUAUCUUGAAUAUUUUUAACAGAGUCAUCUGAGUCUCAGAAAUUGGUAACUGUUCCUUAAUGAAGCUAAUUCUUACCUACAUACAUAACCCUCUCAUGUCCUCCACGAUCUCACAGAAAACAGAUGGAAAAUAAUGUCUACGUGCAAUUAUUUUUACUGGAAAUUAAAAUUCUUUAAAGAAGAGAAAAUAAUGUGUCAGUGUGUCCAGAGAAAUCGCCCCUGGUCGAACAUCACUUGUGCAGUUUCCUUAGAAUCACUUAGGCUCUAAUUAGUCAGCAAUCAGGUUUAAUAAAGCACAUUUGAAAUUUC
Messenger RNA from Ictidomys tridecemlineatus (thirteen-lined ground squirrel), 1608 nucleotides. RefSeq names its product transmembrane protein 242 (gene Tmem242). Lineage: Eukaryota; Metazoa; Chordata; Mammalia; Rodentia; Sciuridae. The record is from RefSeq and is a predicted model, not a curated record.